Panicum hallii is the source of this 1225-nucleotide messenger RNA. RefSeq names its product cyclin-dependent kinase inhibitor 1-like. Gene Ontology annotation, cellular component: nucleus. NCBI's taxonomy places the organism in Eukaryota, Viridiplantae, Streptophyta, Magnoliopsida, Poales, Poaceae. Bases 142 to 891 code for a protein of 249 amino acids. The transcript is spliced from 4 exons. Gene Ontology annotation, molecular function: cyclin-dependent protein serine/threonine kinase inhibitor activity. Gene Ontology annotation, biological process: negative regulation of cyclin-dependent protein serine/threonine kinase activity. The record is from RefSeq and is a predicted model, not a curated record.
GAGCGCCCGACGGAGGGGUCGAGAGAAUCCAAAGCGCAAGCGGCAGCCGCAGGCAGCGCCGCGCAGGCGUGAGAGGGGGGGAGAAAAGGAGGAAGCGGCCAAGGGGAAGCGAGGGGAGGCCGGGGCGGCGGCGUGCGUCAUAUGGGGAAGUACAUGCGCAAGUGCAGGGGGGCCGCGGGCGAGGAGGUCGCCGGCGUCGAGGUCACGCAGGUCGUCGGCGUCCGGACGAGGUCGCGGACCGCGGCGGCGCCGGCGCCGGCCGGCGGUGUCGCGAAGGUCGCCCCGAGGAGGAAGAAGGCGCUGGCGCCGCCGAACGUGGCGGCGGGGGAGCCUGCCGCUGGCGGUGACGGCGGAAGCUGCUACAUCAAGCUGCGGAGCCGGACGCUGUUCAUGGCGCCGCCUCAGCAGCCUUCGGCGCCGAGGGUUCCGGUGCCGGCGGAGGCUGCUGGUGCCGGCCAGGGUGCGGCGGCGCUCGUGCCCGGGCUGUCGCGAUGCUCCAGCACGGCGUCGUCUGUGGACGUGGGGUGUCAGGACAGGAGCCUUGCCUGCCGCUCCGACGCCGCGAAGGCAGGCGGGGAUCACAACCUGGAGGUCUCCGCGAGCAACUCGGGGAGCGGCCCGGAGCGCGAGAGGAGAGAGACGACGCCAUCGAGCCGGGCGCACGGCGAGGUCAGCGAUCUGGAGUCGGAUCUGGCGGGCCAGAAGAACAACGGCCAGUCGUCGCCGGCUCCCCAGCUGAUCACGCCACCGGCGGACGAGAUCAAGGCCUUCUUCGCGGCGGCCGAGAAGGCGCAGGCCGAACGCUUCGCUGCCAAGUACAACUUCGACGUCGUCCGCGGCGUGCCCCUCGACGGCGGCCGGUUCGAGUGGACCCCAGUGGUCAGCAUCUGAAGCGAGCGUGCAGUACAAAGGGAUCAUCGGAAGCUAGAAAGAGGAGGAGAAAAGGAUGCCCAAAAAAAAAAAACGGAAAAGGAGAAACCAAAGAAGAAGCAUCAUAGCCUAACCACCAUUCAACUGUUUUUCGUCCAUGCCUUACUUUUCCUGAAGUAGCUUGUAGAAUCGCAUCGGUAGUGUUUACUGUUUAUCCAGAGAGGUUACCUUGACCCCUAUAGAUCAUCCGCUCACUGUAAUUGCUCUCCUGUAUUUUGGAUGGAAUUUAAUUCACUGUACAGCAGCUAGCUGCCUUGCAAAUCUGAUUGUCUGAUCAGUUAACCGCCGCCGUUUG